Molecule: messenger RNA, 687 nt
Organism: Onychostoma macrolepis
Lineage: Eukaryota; Metazoa; Chordata; Actinopteri; Cypriniformes; Cyprinidae
Gene: il17a/f3
Product: interleukin 17a/f3
Exons: 4
Coding region: 138-590 (150 amino acids)
Biological process (GO): inflammatory response
Cellular component (GO): extracellular region
Molecular function (GO): cytokine activity
Source: RefSeq, a predicted model, not a curated record
AGGUUUGAAAUGACAUGCAGAUCAGGACAUUCGAGGCUUUCUCACCAGCCCAUAUAAACAGAAGAAGAUUAGAUGUAGUGCUCAGACACUUGCUGGACCUGCUCUGAAGAGCCAUCAGGGAACUUUUUAUUCUGAAGAUGCAACUAUCAUUGGUUUUCAGAGGUGUCCUGCUACUGUACCUGCUUGCCCUGUUAUUAAAUGGUGCUUCUUCUGAGAAAAAGGGUAAAAGAAAAAGUAAAUCAAAGUGUCCAAAGAAAGGAAAAUGUGUAAUCUUGGAUCCAUCUCUGAACCUCCCUAUGACUGUCCCCCCGUCUCCAAGCAGAUCUUUGUCACCAUGGACAUACGAGGAAUCCUAUGACGAUUCACGAAUCCCAGCCAAAAUCUCUGAGGCAAAAUGUGAAAAAACAGGCUGUUUAACCAAAGAUGGUGAGGAAGACUUGGGACUGGAAUCUAAACCCAUCUACUACCAGAUCAACGUCUUGAGGAGAGUGAAGGAAAAAAAUGCUAAGCACUACUCCCUUCAGCUGGAGACUAAAGUAAUUAGUUUGGGCUGUACAUGCGUUCUACCCAUCGUUGUGCCUCAGAAUUAGUUCUGUACGCUUACUGUAUUAUAUAUUGUGUUUAUCUAAUCUGCUUUUAGGUACAGCAAACUUCUGUGGCACUCUUUUGAUCAGCAUUAUAUUUAUU